Molecule: messenger RNA, 593 nt
Organism: Brassica oleracea var. oleracea
Lineage: Eukaryota; Viridiplantae; Streptophyta; Magnoliopsida; Brassicales; Brassicaceae
Exons: 2
Coding region: 84-593 (169 amino acids)
Source: RefSeq, a predicted model, not a curated record
AGGUUCGAUCACCAGGAUUGUAUUAGCAAGGAGAUCAAAGAGAAACAACCAUUUCCUCCACAGUUGAAGUUUUCGGAUUACACAUGGGUCUUGAUUACAGCUAUUCACAACCUUCACAGGAUGAGACGUUUGGUGGGGCUGAGUCAGACAGUGACUACAACGAAGUCGAAUCUCUCAUUCAGCAAGACCAAGCACAUGCGUUUGUGUACCCUCCACAGCCGGAGGUUGAAUUCGGAUUUCCACAAAUAUGCUACUGUGGGAGUGAACCGAAGAUAGCUACGUCUAGCAUCGAACCAGGUCGCAGAUACUACACAUGUACAAAUGCAAACGAUGGAGAGUGUCAUGUGUGGAAAUGGUGGGACGAGGCUGUAAUGGAGGAGAUGCGAGCCAGGGAUAGACACACAUUUCAGUUAGCCGAGAAGGUAGAUUCUCUGACCUUCUUCAAUGACCAUGCUACUGAGCAGAAGCUCGUUAGAUUAGAGAACAUGGUGUGUGAGUUGGCCAAGAAUAAAUCAAAGUCUAGCUUAGAUUACUUCGUUGCGGUUAUGGUUAUGGUCUUAAUUUUCAUAGGUGUCAUCCUCGUAUUUCUCUAA